UAUGAUCUCACCGUUUUCAUAGACAAAGACAAUGAAAAACAAGAAGCAGAAAGCAAGGAAGCAGAAGAAGAGGAAGAGGAAAAGACAAGGUCAAAAGGGAAGAAGAAAAUGGCGCGACGACCGUAGAGGAAAAGGGACCUUCUUGAAGAACAUCUGGCACUGGAGAAUGUCCAGGGCAACCGCCCACAGACCCUUGUUUUGUAGGGAUCAGGAGUACACCCACCAUCUCGAACAGACGCCUCACUCGCUCUUCAUCAACCCGCCUAGAACAUUCUAGGCUCAAACAAUUUGGCGUCCACCGUGGGGCGAGUGAAGUACUGAAGAAAGAUGGAUGGGAGCUCUAGAACCCCAGUCGAAGGCGUGGUAGAAAGAAGCGACAUCUACGGAC
Linum tenue is the source of this 388-nucleotide messenger RNA. NCBI's taxonomy places the organism in Eukaryota, Viridiplantae, Streptophyta, Magnoliopsida, Malpighiales, Linaceae. The record is from the annotation of a GenBank genome assembly.